Messenger RNA from Spirodela intermedia, 846 nucleotides. The record is from the annotation of a GenBank genome assembly. Lineage: Eukaryota; Viridiplantae; Streptophyta; Magnoliopsida; Alismatales; Araceae.
AUGCAGGAUCUCCGGCAGAUACCGAGCGGCGGAGCGGGGAGGAUCUUCGGCGGUGGGGCGGGGGUCUUCGCCGGCGGAGCGGUAGCCGGAGGCGGCGCUGCCACCGUGGAUCGUCGGCUCCGGCCGCACCCGCAGCAGAACCUCAAGUGCCCCAGGUGCGAGUCCAACAACACCAAGUUCUGCUACUACAACAACUACAACAUCUCGCAGCCCCGCCACUUCUGCAAGUCCUGCCGGCGGUACUGGACAAAGGGGGGGGUCCUCCGCAACGUCCCCGUCGGCGGCGGCUGCCGCAAGUCCAAGCGCUCUUCCUCUUCCUCCUCCAGGUCGUCGCCCAAGCCCUCCUCGGAGGGGUUCAGAAAGCCCUGCCCUUCGCCGCCGGCCGCCACCUCGCGCUCCAGCAGCGACAGCUCUGGCCUCGCCACCGCCGCCGUGCUGGACCGUGGCUCCUACGCGGCGGUGCUGCUGGAGACCAUGAACGGAGGAGCACCACCGGCCUCCGCCACCGCCGCCGCGCUCUUCCCGGCGACGGGGAGCCUCACGGGGCUCAUCGCCGCCUCGGGGAACCCGGAAGCGCUGAGUCUCAACUUUCAGCUGCCGAGGGCUGCGACAGCCGACGGCGACAUCAAGGUGCCUCCGGCCUCCGUCUCCGGCGGGCUCAUGGAUCCGCCGCCGCCGCCGCCGCCGCCGCUGCCGCUGCCGGCGAUGGAUUGGCAGGGAGUCAUGGAGAACACCCCUCCCUGGUUAUUCGACACCGUCGGCGCUGCCUCCGUCGCCGACGACCAUGGGGGCUUCUGGAAUCACAACCACUGGGGUGAGAUUGACCCCUCUCUCUUCCUCCCCUAA